AUGGCGCAGCUGGGCGUGAAGCGCGGCGAGCUGGCGCUCUUCGACGCCGAGGGGCGCCCGGCCUCAGCGGCGCUGGUCCAGUCCACCGACAAGCGCGUGCAGGUGCUGCGCGGCGGACUGCGCCAUGUGCUGCUGCCUCUGGGUCUCACGCUGCUGCGGAGCGCCGGCGUCAGGCGCGGCAACGCCUUCGUCCUCGUGCUGGACAAUGACCGCACGAGCGUCGCGUGCAUGCUGGCGGCCAUGCAGCUGCAGUGCGCCUGCGCGGCCGUGAGCAGGAGCCGCGCGGCGCUGCUGGACCAUGUCAAGGCCCACACGGGCAUCUCCAAAGUGCUCACAGUGGACGACGCGGCCACUUCCGUGGACGUGCAGGACGACGCCAACCCCCAAGCGGACGCGGACUCGACAACCAUCCCAUGGCUGGAGGACGAGGAGAUCGCCAAGGGCGGAUGCGUCUGCAUGCUCACGUCGGGAAGUGUCGGCGAGCCCAAAGUGGUUCCGUGCACGUGGGAGCACAUGCUGCGGCAGGGCGAAUCCACGCACCAGCAGCUUUUCCCCAACGGCCCGGCUCGUAUUAUUUGCGGGACGUCCAUCUCGCACGCCUACUCCAUCAACACCAUCUUCGCGCUCUUCACGUCGCCGUUCGAUGCACAAUCGGAACUCUGCUUCGCCUCCAGUGCCGUGGGGCUGUACUCGCUGCUUGCGCAGCGUAGUGAGCUGUUCACGGCGCUGUACGCGACCCCUGGGACAUACACCGCACUCGCCGCGAUGCCGCCGACUGCGCUGUAUGCUGAUGUCCCCUACUGCGCGGGCACGCGUCUCUCGUUAUCGCUGUUCCGCAAAAUGCGCGACGAGUACGGGCUGAAGCUGAUGCAGAACUAUGGCUCGACGGAGAUGGGUGACAUGACGGCUUGGUAUCUGCACGGGAAACGGUUUGGCGAUGAGCUGAAGGAAAUGGAGAGCAAUGACAAGCAGCUCUAUGUCGGCAGCGUGUGGCCGGGGGUGGAGGCACGUACGGAACCAAACGGCGAGGUAACCAUUACGACCCCGUGGCAGUCGGCUGGAUACGUAAAGGAGCACGUGCUGCAUCGUCUCAAUGGAUCACACCAUACAUCGGAUUUUGGCGCCAUCACUCAGGACGCCGAUGGGGUUAGCUGUGUUUGGCUUCAGGGACGUCUCCGUCCGCCCGUCGAGGUGGAAUGGCAAGACCAGCGCACGUCGUACACGACAAAUGAGAUUGAAGCGGUGAUUGCUGCGCACCCUGGCGUAUCUGACGUUCUCGUGCUUAUCCAGGGCGAGACAUAUCGCAAGCAAGGUAUUGUCCGAGCUCGAGUUGUUUUGGAAGAAGGUGCUGCUGUUGAUGCGACGGACCUGAAGCAGUGGUGCGUCGAUCACGACAUGCCAGCCCUUCGUGAAGCCUUGGCCAUCGAGCUGGCAAAGUUCUUACCCUGCAGCCCAGCUGGAAAGCUCAUGUACGCCUGA
Messenger RNA from Phytophthora sojae, 1479 nucleotides. RefSeq lists its product as hypothetical. The coding region runs from base 1 to 1479 and encodes 492 amino acids. Gene Ontology annotation, molecular function: medium-chain fatty acid-CoA ligase activity. Lineage: Eukaryota; Oomycota; Peronosporomycetes; Peronosporales; Peronosporaceae. The transcript has a single exon. The record is from RefSeq and is a predicted model, not a curated record. Gene Ontology annotation, biological process: fatty acid metabolic process.